Messenger RNA from Thamnophis sirtalis, 1489 nucleotides. RefSeq names its product sorting nexin 27 (gene SNX27). Lineage: Eukaryota; Metazoa; Chordata; Lepidosauria; Squamata; Natricidae. Gene Ontology annotation, cellular component: early endosome. Gene Ontology annotation, molecular function: phosphatidylinositol-3-phosphate binding. Gene Ontology annotation, biological process: signal transduction; intracellular protein transport; endocytic recycling. The record is from RefSeq and is a predicted model, not a curated record.
GCCGACAGCCUGGACCCCGGAGACGACUCCCUGGGCCAGUCCUUCUACGACUACACCGAGAAGCAGGCCGUGCCCAUCUCCAUCCCCACCUACAAGCACGUGGAGCAGAACGGGGAGAAGUUCGUGGUUUACAACGUGUACAUGGCGGGCAGGCAGCUGUGCUCGAAGCGUUACCGCGAGUUUGCCAUCCUCCACCAUAACCUGAAACGGGAGUUUGCCAAUUUCACUUUCCCUCGCCUGCCCGGGAAGUGGCCCUUCUCCCUCUCGGAGCAGCAGCUGGACGCCCGGAGGAGGGGCCUGGAGGAGUACCUGGAGAAGGUGUGCUCCAUCCGCGUGAUCGGGGAGAGCGAUGUCAUGCAAGAAUUCCUCUCGGAGUCGGACGAGAACUUCAACGGGGUUUCCGACGUGGAGCUGCGGGUGGCCCUCCCCGACAUCACGACGGUGACCGUCCGGGUGAAGAAGAACAGCACCACCGACCAGGUCUACCAGGCUGUCGCUUCCAAGGUGGGGAUGGAUAGCACCACCGCUAACUACUUUGCCUUGUUUGAAGUCAUCAACCAUUCUUUCGUGAGGAAACUGGCGCCCAACGAAUUCCCCCACAAGCUCUACGUGCAGAAUUACACCUCGGCCGUGCCGGGAACCUGCUUGACGAUCCGGAAGUGGCUGUUCACGACGGAGGAAGAGAUUCUUCUGAACGACAACGAUUUGGCCGUCACCUACUUCUUCCACCAGGCGGUGGACGAUGUGAAGAAAGGCUACAUCAAAGCGGAGGAGAAAUCCUACCAGCUGCAGAAGCUCGGCGAGCAGAGGAAAAUGGUCAUGUACCUGAACAUGUUGCGGACGUGCGAGGGUUACAAUGAGAUCGUCUUCCCUCACUGCUCCUGCGACUCUCGCCGCAAGGGCCAUGUCAUUACAGCCAUCAGCAUCCAGCACUUUAAGCUCCACGCUUGCACGGAGGAGGGCCAGCUCGAGAACCAAGUCAUAGCUUUCGAAUGGGAUGAGAUGCAGCGGUGGGACACGGACGAAGAAGGGAUGGCGUUCUGCUUCGAAUACGCCCGGGGGGAGAAGAAGCCACGAUGGGUCAAAAUCUUUACCCCAUACUUCAACUACAUGCACGAGUGUUUCGAACGCAUUUUCUGCGAACUGAAGUGGCGGAAGGAGGUGAAGGUGGAAGAGGACGCCACCGACAAGGACAACAAGAAUUGCAGUAAAGACAGUCUGUGCAGCAAGAACAUCUUCCAGUUAAUGCGGACAGAGCAACGAGACAUCGCGACUUGAAACCGCCUCCGACAACCGAACCGGAAAGCGUAUUAUCCCUCCCCUUUUUUUCCCCCCACACUCCCCCACCCCAAAAACCCUUCCUGGAGAAAAAAAAAGAUUAACACUUUUCAAAACGAGGAGAAAAGAAAGGAAAGAGAGAAAGAAAGAAAAAAAGGGGAACGGUUUACUGUAUUAAACUCAUAUUAAUUCCAUUCGUGAAUGUCCUGUU